UUUCGGAUAUCAAAUGCUACAAUUUCGGUGACCAAUGUCGAAGAUGCUGCCAGAUCGACCAAAUUGUUGGCUCAAACAACACUACGCAAUAUCCUCGGAACGAAAACUUUGGCUGAAAUGCUAUCAGACCGAGAAGCGAUUUCACUUCAAAUGCAGAGUACAUUGGAUGAGGCGACCGAGCCAUGGGGCGUCAAAGUGGAACGAGUUGAGGUGAAAGACGUUCGCCUGCCCAUCCAGCUACAGCGUGCCAUGGCAUCUGAAGCUGAAGCAGCUCGAGAAGCUCGAGCGAAGGUUCCGAAACAUUCAGCUCUUUGA
Messenger RNA from Anisakis simplex (herring worm), 315 nucleotides. Lineage: Eukaryota; Metazoa; Nematoda; Chromadorea; Rhabditida; Anisakidae. The record is from the annotation of a GenBank genome assembly.